AUGCCGAGGUGUUUGUUACCAACCGACCUUACCCUGCCCACUACCCGCAUCGACAGCUUUACAAAUCAGGACAAGUCUCACUCGACUGCUAUCUAUCUUCCUGCCCGCUUGCCUGUCAACAGUUCAUCAACUCGAAACCACUGGCCAAACGUCCCACCCCCUCCGCUUCAAACGAAGCAUCGCCAGAAAACGCCGCAAAACACGGCACCUUAUCCCCGCAUAAUCACCCUCGUCUCUGGUCUCCUCUACGCAGGCAAAAGAACAUUAACCCCCCGGACGACAACCAUGACCGGCACCGCCAACAAGGCCGCCCCAGGCGUGCCGUUUUACACCCCGGCCCAGGAGCCCCCCGCCGGCACCCCCGUCGACGCCCCCGCCGCCCCGACGCUCUUCCAACCCCUCCAGAUCCGCGACCUGACCCUCAACAACCGCAUCUGGGUCUCGCCCAUGUGCCAGUACUCCGCCGACAAUGGCCACAUGACGGACUACCACCUCGUCCACCUGGGCCAGUUCGCCCUGCACGGCGCGGCGCUGACCAUCAUCGAGGCCACGGGUGUCGAGGCCCGCGGCCGCAUCUCCCCCGAGGACGUCGGUCUGUGGCAGGACUCCCAGGUCGCGCCGCUGAAGCGCGUGGUUGAUUUUAUUCACUCGCAGAACCAGGCUGUGGGUAUUCAGCUUGCUCACGCCGGUCGCAAGGCGAGCACGUUGGCGCCGUGGAUUACGGAGACCAAGGGCAAAGCUCUUGCGCUGGAGAGCGAGGGCGGGUGGCCCGAUGACUGUGUUGCGCCGAGCUCGAUUCCGUUUACCGAAGGAUGGGCUACGCCGCGGGAGUUGACUCUUGAGGAAAUUCAGGGUGUGGUGACAGCCUUUGCUGAGUCUGCUAAGAGGGCUGUCGAGGCGGGUGUCGAUGUCAUUGAGAUUCACGGCGCACACGGCUACCUGAUUACGCAGUUCCUCUCUCCUCUGACCAACCAACGCACCGACAAGUACGGUGGCAGCUUCGAGAACCGCACCCGCAUCCUCUUUGAAGUCAUCAAGGCCGUCCGCGACGUCAUCCCAUCCGGCAUGCCGCUCUUCCUGCGCAUCUCGGCGACAGAAUGGAUGGAGUACGACGGCAAGCCCUCGUGGGUGGUAGAGGACUCCAUCAAGCUCGCCAAGCUCCUCCCCGAAGCCGGCGUCGACUUGCUGGACGUCUCCUCCGGCGGCAACAACGAGGCGCAAAAGAUUGAGAUCUCGCCGUAUUACCAGGUCAGCAUCGCGGGCAAGAUCCGCGAGGCGCUGGCCGCGGAGGGUAAGAAGCUGUUCAUCGGCGCCGUGGGCAUGAUUUCGAGUGGCGAGAUGGCGCGGAGCAUCGUGCAGGCCCGGGGCUCUGGUUCUGCGGAGGCGAAUGGGCAUAAUGGUGUUGAUCAGGGCAACGCGGCGACGUUGGAGGUUGACGAGGAGCAUGGGCAGGUGACGCAGGCGGACGCGGUGUUUGUGGCGAGGCAGUUUUUGCGGGAGCCGAAUUUCGUGUACAAGAUUGCGGACGAGAUUGGGGUGAGGAUCAAGUGGGCGAAUCAGUACCACCGGGCGCCGCGGAGGAAGCAUUGA
Messenger RNA from Colletotrichum lupini, 1590 nucleotides. Its product is annotated as NADH:flavin oxidoreductase/NADH oxidase. Gene Ontology annotation, molecular function: NADPH dehydrogenase activity; FMN binding; NADP binding. NCBI's taxonomy places the organism in Eukaryota, Fungi, Ascomycota, Sordariomycetes, Glomerellales, Glomerellaceae. The record is from RefSeq and is a predicted model, not a curated record. Gene Ontology annotation, cellular component: intracellular anatomical structure. The transcript is spliced from 3 exons. Bases 1 to 1590 code for a protein of 529 amino acids.